GUGCCGCACUCGUAAACGCGUAUCAGGCGCGCACCGUUGUGACGAGCACGGAGGAACACACGGCUACAUGGACGCGCACCAUGCGGAGGCCACUUCCCCGGUGCUUCGAGCCCUGCGCCGGCUCACCAGCGUCGCCUACCACCACGCCGGCUUCCGCGUCAAGACCUCGGACGCCGAGAUUCCGUUGGUGCCGUCUCCGCCGUUGGUGCGCCAGUCCUCCGUUCAACGGCAGACCAGCGCGGUAGACGAUGAUGCUUCGUCGCAACGCUACCUGCUGUCCCGGGGCGGCAUCCGCUUCUGGAAGAACUUCGCCUACGAGGUGGAGGCCCGGCCGUACAUCCGCGUCCGGCACGACAUCGACCCGGACCAGGUGUCCGGCGUGCUGGUCCAGGAGUGGCUGUUCUCGGCGCCGCGCAUCGCCCUGGUGCUCAUCUCGCACGUGGGCCCGCUGGGCGACUGGGCGGACGCGAGGCGGCUCGAGGGCUUCCGGCGCGGACUGCUGCGCGCCGCCAACGCGACGCCCAUGUGGCUGCUCACCAACGGCUUCAACACAGGGCUCGCCAAGCUGGUCGGCGACGCCGUGAGCCACGAGCUGCGCCGGCGGCAGGCGCUACGCUGCCACAAGCACCCGAACCGCACUCGCGCCACCCUGCCGCCGCUGCGGCUGGUGGGCAUCGUGCGCGAGGACAUGCUCGUCAACGCCGACCUGCUCGACGGACGGCAGGCCGACGUUCAGAUCGAGAACGAGGGCAACCGGCCAGAAGAAGGCAAGUUCGAGCUGAACCCGGACCACUCCAACUACGUGCUCGUGCGGGACGAGACGGUCAACCGCACGGGGCUCAACCACUUCGUGCUGCGCCUCGAGCAGCGGCUCAUCAACCUCUCCGACCAGGCGCCUACAGCGGCGUCCUCUGGCGGCGGCGAAAAAGAGGGCGGUGGCGCAGAGCUUCCGCUCAUCGCGUUGCUCGUGUCCGGGGGCGACGGCUGCGCUCGGCUUGUGCUCGAGCACCUCAAGCGACAGCUGCCCGUGGUGGUGUUCGAGGGAAGCGGGGGACUCGCCGACCUGCUCGCAUUCGCCUACCGGGAAAGCCAGCGAAGGAGUCCCGCCGUGUGGGACCCCGAGUUCGUGGAGAACUUUCUGAAACCCGAGCUGGCCUCGAUGCUGUGCCUGCUAUACCCGGCGUACCGGGACAACGCCCUGGCCCGGAACCUGCUGCGAGACCGCAUCGUCGAGUGCGCCCGGCUCUCCUGUCAGUCUCGUUGCCUCACACUGGUGGACAUCCGAAGCCGCUCCUGUGACCUGACGCGCCUCGACGAGAUCCUGCUGAACGCAUUCUUUAAAGCCCAAAGGCCCGAGAGGAUCUUGCGCUACAACCAAAUGAAGAAGGACCUUAUGCUCACCAUCGACUGGAACUGUCCUGAUGUGGCGAUGUCGCAAGUCUUCUUGAAGGAUCCGUCUUGUAAAUUCCAGGUGGACCGAGACAUCUUCGAGGAGGCCCUGGUUCGUCCAGGCCGUGAGGACUUCGUGCAUAUCUUCCUGGAGCGGGGAUUCCGCGUCCACAAAUACCUGACGCCCAGGAGGCUCAAGCAGCUCUUCAAGAAAGUCCAGGGAGAGCAGUUCUUCCGCUCUGUCUGCUGGGAGGGUGCCCUGGGACGCAGCCCCUUCUCCAAGCUGGGCAAGCACUUUGUUGACACCGAGCUGAACUGGCUGAUCGAGACGCUGACAGGCCUGCACAACUUCGUGGACAGCCAGGAACUGUCCAUGAACGCGGCGGGCAUCUACACACUGGACCCCGGCGCGGCCGAGCGCAAGGCCUUGGCACUGCUGGCGCUCUGGUGCGCGUUUACGCAGCGCACCGCGCUGGGCAAGCGCCUGUGGCAGUGCUGCGACCAGCCCAUCCACCUGGCGCUACUGGUGUCCAUGACGUACGGACGGCUGGCCAACCUCGUCCACGAGGGCAACACCAAGAAGGACCUGUCGGACGCCUGCGAGGAGUUUGCGAGCAUGGCAACGGGCGUUCUGGACUGCAGUUACCAGGAGGCUACGUGCCGCGCCUACGACGUGCUGAGCGAGGAGAACCCGGACUGGGGACACCGCACCGCCGUUGACAUUGCGGCACAGGCCAACAACCACAAGUUCCUGGCGCACCCGUGCUGCCAGCGCUGGAUCACCAACCUCUUCAUGGGCCGCAUCAGCGUGCGAGACCUCACAUGGGGACCCCUGGCGGUACCCAUGUGGCUCAAGAUCAUAUUAUGCGCUUUUCUAGUUUUCCCAAUGUACGUAUGGGUCCGCUUCAAGUCAGAUCCUCAUGAAAUGGAGUACAAGGAAGAGCCCGACGUCGAAGAAGAAAAAGAUGACCGGGAAGGCGAUGAGGAUGUCCUGUUGCAGGACGGGACUCGAGCCAUCGACAUGCUGCCUCAGCAGCAGCAAGAUUCAAUGCCAGGGCUGACGUCGGAAAUGAAGGUGUCCUUCCAGCCCGAGGUGGUGACGACACUAUUGCGUGAGCGGGAGCUGUUCGUGCCGUCUCCUCCACCGCUCUGGAACAUGGUCUAUCAAAUGUGGAGUGCACCCAUCACUAAGUUCUGGACAUUUCAGAUCUUCUACAUCGUGUACCUGGCACUGUUCAGCGUAGCUGUGCUAUUGCCUUCAUGUGGCAAUCGGUACGUGGACAUGGCUGUGUGUGCCUGGACUGCCCUCAUCGCGCUUGAGUCGGCCAGGAGGACAUACUGUGCUGCACAAGGUAUGCAGAACGUACCCAUGUUCCUCCGCUGCACAGAGGUGCUGCUCAUUGCGGCCUUUGUAGCUGUGUACGUUGUGGCCAGAGUGCUCGGCCCGACUCCCAUCUUCAGCCCGUACAGCGUCAAGGUGGUGCUGUGCGCCGCACUGCUUGGAUUCUACUACCGGCAGAUAGUCAUCUACCUGCCCAUAUCGCCCACCCUUGGCCCGCUGCUCUACAAAGUGCGCCUCAUGGUGGCCGAGGACUUUGUGAACUUCAUGCGCAUGGCACUGCUGGUGAUCAUCAGUGGCGGCAUUGUGGCACAUGCGCUGCUGUACCCGGACUACCCGUUCAACCUGGAGCUGCUCAGGAGAACCUUUCACCGCGCAUGGUUCUCCCUCUUUCUCACGCCCAUCUCUGACCUCGAAGGGGAUCCACGUUGCUUUCGGCUGAGAGCUGCUGCCAAUCGCUCAGCAGAGGAGUGCCAAAUCAGCGACUACACUGACUACACCUGCGCCAACCCGGGGCUGUGGCCUUACCUCUUCGUCAUACAGUUCCUCGUUCUUCUCAAGUUGGUCUUGCUGACACUUCUCUACGCUCUCUUCAGCCACACGGCGCAAAAGAUCGAGUCAGCGUCGGACGACAUCUGGAAGUUCCAGCGGUACAAGCUGGUUGUGGACUUCAUGAACCGGCUGUGCCUGCCACCCCCGUUGAACGUGUUCAGCUACAUCAUCGCUCUUCUGCAGUUCCUCUGGCGCCUGCUCACCUGCCACUUCUGCCGAACCACGCACCAGCUGGACGGCCACGCCGAGCUGGUCAAGUCACAACUGCGGCUCUCUGAGAAGGACUACAACUACUGGAAACACCUGGCAUCACAGUACAGCCAGAGGCAGAGCGAGGAACGUGACCUCGAGGAGAAGAAAAAGAAGCAGCUGGAAAGCCUGUCAUUCUUUCUUGAAGAUAUGGACAAUCAGCGACACACCCUCAGCCUUCUCAAGGGCCAGAUUCAAGAACUGCAGAGGACGGUCGGCAAAUCCUUUUCCUAUCUGCAGACACUCAAGAAUGCGACUGACCGACCUGGAGAGAUGGGUGGUGCGCUGCCGGGCGCUGUGCACGUUCUCUCUCGCCGGAGCCCGUAUCCGAGCACGCGUGUCCUCCGCUACCCGGUGCCGGACAAGUACGUCGCAUGGCAGGUACUGUGGCUAGAGUACGACCCUGUGGCCUACAGCCGGCCACGUACCGACUUCCCCGCACACCUGCAGCCACACGUUGACGAGGACAUUCUGGGGCUAAAACUGGCCUCUGACGGCGGUCCCGUGCCAAGCUUUGCUUGGAACUCGGUGUCCACAAGCCCCGCGGGUGUCAGCAUCAACCGCCAAUCGUGGAUCCGCGAUACUGAUGGCCAACCCAUCAUCUAUCGUCUUGAUGCGCAGGGAAUGCCCAUGAAUCCCGUUGGCAGGACGGGACUGCGAGGACGUGGAGCCCUGCCACGUUGGGGCCCGAACCAUUAUGUGCUCUUCAUCAUCACCAGAUGGCAGAGGGCCAAGGUGCACCUGGUUGGGGGCAGGGGCCUCGAGGUGGUUCUUAUGCGCGUCUUCCGGACGGACCAUUUUAGCCUUCCAGGGGACUUCGUACCUGGAGAGGGAAAAUAUGAGACACUGAAGCUACUGUUCAAGCCAGAGACGGUGCCCAAGUGUGAGACCGAUGACGACAUUAAGGAGUUCUUCCGGAGCUCCUACGUGGAAGAAGAAGGCACAGACGAGCCGAUGGUCGAGUGCAGGCAGCGGGGCUACAUGGACGACCCCAUGAACACGGAUCACUGCUGGCGAGAGAUUGAGCUGUGGAAUAUCCACUAUGAUGGUUCAGAGAACCUGCAGGACAAGAUGCAGAACCACCUGCUGUGGCGGCUCGUCACAGAGGACCUGUUUACGAAGCUGCCACUCGGGCAGUCAGUCCUGCUGCAUGAAGUGACCAAGUCUCUUCAAGCGAGCAUCAUCUAACCUGACUGCUGUCACUAGCCUCCUGGUGCCUGUCCUUGAGGAGCAUGAUUCCUGGCUGUGAUCAUUACUACCUGUGUGACCGACCCUGCGGGGCUCUUGUAGCACUCGUGUUCUACACUGCGACAACUUUUUCUCAUACUUUAGAGAUAGGCAAGCUCUGCGGUGACGCCAUUCAUUGUUGAAUGUGCUUUGUUUGCAUGGAGGAAUAUUUAAUGCUUGUUAUAUCUUUUGACAGGAGUGCUCAAGGACAUGCUCCGCUCUUGUGCUGUAACUUAAUGUGAUACGUUUCUUGUUAUUGUUUUAUGUUUACACCAACGCAUUGAGGUAUAAUUUUCAUAUAGAAUGGUAUAGCAUCACUGUAUGACAGGCCAUUUGCUAUAUGUCUAUUUAUGCAUGUGAUAUGCGCUUCAAGCGAUGCUGAUGCUGCUGAUACUUGAAUGCAAGCACAGAGAUGGACACAUGGUGAAAAACGAGCAGUGUUGCAUCUUCUGCUUAGUGUACUAGAGUCUAGGCUUGCUACGUAUUCGUAAAUUAUAGAGGACCACAGCAUGUAGAUAGGUGCUAAUAAUCAAUAUUAAUGUAUUGUCACCCUACAUUUUGGGCAUAGACGUGCUGAGAUCAGCAUGUGUGUAAUGUGUGGCAGUAAUGCCCUUUGUUAUUUUUGGCAUUUGUGAGUAUUACAUAACCAUUGCUUCCAUACAAGUGUACAUUUGCGUACGUGUGUCACACAGUGAGCAUUUUGUUCACAACACGUGUUGACAUCUUGUCCAAUGCCUCAGGGUUACGUUGUUAUCGUCUUGGUAAGAUUAUAACUGUGGUAAGACUUUGAAAUAUGUACUUAGCUGUCUACAGCUUUUACGUUUCUUCUUGCUUUUUCUCCAUGGCAUGUUAAGAAUUGAGUUUUAUAUGUGCACAUUAUGGGAGUGAUAUCUUUUGUUACAUUGUUGAUGGCCUGGGAACGUCAUUGUUUAGAAAUACGGACUGUGUCAUAGUGAGCAGCAGUUGGCAAACAAGAAAAGCCUCAGCCUUCACUUAGUCAUCAUCUUCCUGUGGCCCCUUCAUGCUGUAUCGUGAUAUGCCAUGAUAGCUGCUCAUGGUAAGUGAACACUGCUUGAAGGCAGCGACAUUCUCUUAGAUUGUCCUCAUGUCAAGGACAUGGUCGUCGGCAAGCAAAAUGUCCCAAAAAAUUUUAGUUUAAUCCAGCUAGCAAGUUCUUCAAGUCCAUAGUGAAUGAGGGAAAUUCAAAGGCAACCAAACACUUAUUACUCUUCUGAACCAAGUAAGCAAAAUCACACAUGUGUGAUCUUGUGAAAAAAUGCACAUAGGUUAUAGUUUUCGAAGACCUAACGAAAAGUAGCUAAUUGUUUAACGAGAUAAAACAUUUGCACGUCAUACAUCGCCUUUCCACAGCUGUACUUCCUGCCAAAGCUGUCCGUCCGCACAUGUCUGCAACAGUCAUCACCAUCAUGUUGAGUAUGACACUUAUUUGGGAACAGCGAACACUGUCUUGUCUCCAAAAAGAAAUCAGUAUCAUGUAUCAUGAUCAUGUAUUAUAAUUGCGAUAAAACAAAAUAUGAGAGCUCGAUGCAAAGGCACUGCAACCGAAUCUGGUACCUUUCCCUUUGCAAAGUUGCCUUCUAGCCAGCUUCGCCUCGACAGCUUUCUUACCAAUUUCUUUAGCUGCAAACCACGAACGCUAAACACAACAGUAGCUCAUGGCCACCCAUUUUGGCUUGCAGCACAGUGCACGAGACAGCAUGCAAAACACUCAUAAAUGAACACUGACAGAAGGGAAGUGAAAGCAGUAGAGUUGGUGGUUGCAGUGUAAGAAGUGCUUCGAUGCAUUGGCCUGACGAACCUUAGACAUGUCAUCAGCGUGUGACUUAACAGAUGUAUGCUGUCUGAUGUGCAGCUCCUGAAAGUUGUGCUCAAGUAUCUGAAACAUUUUAAUAGUUCUGGCUCGAAAGCUUUUGGGACGGUAUCAGAAGUUCCAGCAGAUCGAAGGUUGGUGAGCACUGUUUACCUGCACAAACACAUAAUGCCAAUCAGUCUUUCACAUUUUGCACGCUCGGGUUGCCAAUGCAGAACGCUGUAGAAUCAUGGCACGCUUGUAUUGUUAUUAAGGCAUGAUGCCAAAGAAUAAUUUUUUCUUUCUGUGUGUUUUGAUACUGUAUGUACGGUAUGUUUAGCGAUUUCAUGCAGUACUUCACAUCACUGAAACGUGGGUCACGAUUUCUGAUGUUCCCAGGAGUAUACACUUGGAUGAUUUUGGAUGUUUUAUGGUAUUGCUUGCGCUGCAUUUGGAGCUACAACAAUCACAUUUAUUGUCUUGUGUGUCAGGGUGACGUUUUUCUGUGCGGAACUUGACCUGCGCCAAAGGAGUGAGCUGUUUCUCAUAUGGCAAUCAGUUUCGGUUUAUGCGGCGGUAACCCAUUCAGCUCAUCCAUGCGUAAGGCAGAUUAGGAUUUAUGGCGAGAUGUUUUCUCAAAAAAGGAUAAACAAAGAAAAAAAAUCUAAGGACACUGCAGAAAACUGAGUUUGGUCAUUGUGCCAAAAUAAUCGGCAUGCAUAAACAUUUGUUAAGUGGUCUCACCGCAUUCCCUAAACUAGAAGUCCCAGAAUUUUUUAAUGUAAUUAUUCAUACGUGGCUAGAAAAUACUAAUGUUGGCUCUGGGUGCCCCUGCAAGAAUCAGUUUUCAACUGAAUAAUGCCCAUUACAAUUGAAUUUAGGUGAUACUAUCGGGGUUAAUCUAAAUUUCAGGGUGAUACGUACUUUGAAGGCGUUCCGACUAGAUUGCAUGAGUACAGUGUGUUCUGACUACAAUGCUGACUCAUGUAGUUGUGGGCGCUACUUAUUGCUGACGUGCCGCGAGAUCUGUCAGAACCGUAGGGAGUACGGCUAUGACAUACAGUUGUGAAUUCAAUGUAGUAUGGUAUUUCAUGAUUCUAGCAGUGACCAGCAUACCUGAAAAGUGCCGACCGCAAUGUAUAGUGAGUGAGAACUGGCAAAGUUUAGGUACGUGAAGAAAUAAGCGCGAGUUGUACGCACUUCAGAAGGGCCUCCUCAACAGCAUUGAGGAAAGAAAGAUAAGCUCAUCCAUCAAGGACUUCAAUUGAAAGUAAUCAUGAGAAAUAUUCAACGCACACAAUUUUAUCUUCACUUUUGUGCUGUGAUAGUUGCUUGUUAAAGAAAAUACAAAUGCCAGGGUAUACAAUUAUUUUCUGAGGUCCCUAGAAACUUGUAUAAUCAAAAUUCUGCAAUUCCUGGGAAUAUGUGGCUGCUGCUACAUGGUAAUUUUUGUCAUAUUGAAUGGCCAUGGUUUGUAGUGUUUCAUCACAACAUCAUCACAGUUUUGUUGUUUUGUUAUACACUGUAGGAUCCAAGUGACAUCGUUAUUAUUUCCAUUAUAGUAUACAUUCUUGGUGGUUCCAACUGUGGUUAGUGUUCUGUGGGCAGAAUGUGACAUGAAGGGGGGAGGGGGAGAGAGAAAUAAGGAUAUUUAAGCUCUGGAAAACCACUGCAAGCACCACAAUUUCUCCAGAUCCUGACUUGUAGACUGCUCUGUGCACUUGAAGGGAGAAGAAAGUGGUGUAUAUUUGUGUGAAAUUUUCACUGCAGUGAUAUUCUCUAAAUUUUUGCAUGUUUUAAACCAAUAGCAGGUGAUGAUGAAGCAGUAUUGCAGUUUUUGUCAUAAGUACUGCAUGCGUUACUGUCUGGUAGGCAUUUUUGUGGCAUGUAUGGAAGCUACAUUUGUAUAUAAUUUGAACACAGAGAUCUGAUUUGUUUUCUCCCAACUAAAUGGCAUUUCAUCAUCUUGUAUGAGCAAAAUAGCGAAGCCAUGGCUUGAUUACUUAAGUACUGUGUGAUUGAAGAACUAUGGGAGAUUUUUGACAUGUUUAACUGCUUGAGCGCAAGAUGGUGUUCGUCACCUUUGUCGACAUAAUUCUUUUCUUCACGUUUCACUCAUUUGCUUUACAAGGUUAUUGAUUUAUUUUCUUUUUGUCAUAUACACACAUUGCGCUUGUGAUCACUUGCCUGUUUACAUUUUUUAAUAAAUAAGCAAGAACCUCGAA
Messenger RNA from Dermacentor silvarum, 8791 nucleotides. RefSeq names its product transient receptor potential channel-like. Gene Ontology annotation, biological process: monoatomic cation transmembrane transport. The record is from RefSeq and is a predicted model, not a curated record. Gene Ontology annotation, molecular function: monoatomic cation channel activity. Lineage: Eukaryota; Metazoa; Arthropoda; Arachnida; Ixodida; Ixodidae.